UUGGCUUGCUUGGAAGCGAGGCGAGGGACUGUGACAAGAUGGCCGAACUUGUUUUUGUGCAUUAAACUCUAGAAUUGGAUAAUUCGCGAUGCUGUACCACAGAAAAGUAGGAUGGUUUGUUUAUAAAUACCUGCCAUGUUACGGAAGGCUACAAGCACUCCAAGCCGUACCAACAUCUAAACUUUCUUGUGCCCUUUUUUCUACAACAAAAUGUAGUAGGGUCUUCUCCAAUUCACAACUUUUUACAUCGCGCGGAGAAAAGCGGUAUCUGUUGGAAAGAAGGGUGAUAAAUCAUCUACCUGAAAGUAUUCAAUUUCGUCAAUCAUCUCAUGCUCCAUAUUACACGUUCCCAUUAAUAGUUGGAAUGCAAGAUUUGCUAGUUAACGUACAAGAAAUAAGUGGACUUCCUUGGUGGGCAACCAUUAUUUCAGCAACUGUUAUGUUUCGCUUGAUGAUAACGCUGCCACUAGCAAGGAAACAAGCAGAAACUUUAGCUAAAGUUGAACUUUUACAACCUACAAUUAAUGAGGUUGUUGAAGCAUUGAAACACAACAUUGCCAUCAAGGGUAAACGUGAUGGGAGGCCCCUGGAGGAUGUAAAUAGGGAAUUCCGGAUGGAAGCAAGAUUACACACGAGGGACAUGUACAAGCGAGAAAAAUGCAACCCUUUAAAGUUGUACUUUUUGCCUUGGGUGCAACUUCCAUUAUGGAUCAUAAUAUCUCUUGCUUUGCGAAAUUUGUCAGGGUUUUUCCCUAGAGACCCUAACCUUGGAGAGGCAACUUUGGCCCACGCUGGACUCCUAACUGGAGGCUUUGGUUGGAUAACAGACUUGUCUGUUUCUGAUCCAUACUUAGUGCUACCUGCUAUUAUUGGAGUGACAAACUUACUUAAUAUUGAACUGAAUACUCUGAAAAAGACUAUGCCAUCAAGACGUCAAAUAAUUGUUACAAGGGUGUUCCGAUCUUUAACAAUUGCCAUGGUAUUCUUCUCAGCACAGGUUCCAGCAGCAAUGUCUCUAUAUUGGGCAACAUCUAGCAGCUAUGGUCUUAUCCAGAACUUAACCUUAAUGCAACCAUCUGUUCGGCGAAAAAUGAGAAUACCACAAGCACCUUCAGAAAGUGCAACUCCAUUACGAGACAAAGUCAAUAUAGUCAAAACCAAGCUUGAUCUUUUUAUGAAAAUCCAGAGAAGGUGAAGAAAAAACUAGAGAAAACAAUAAUAUUGUUCAUACAAUGACUUUUAUUGAAAACAAAUUUCCAAUCAGAUGCUUAGGAUAUUGAAAAAUUUACUUUGCACUGUUCUUUUAAAGACAUAAACGACAAAUUAUUAAGUGCAAGAAACCUUUCCUUCAUCUCUGCAAUUUCAUUAAUUAUACAUUCCAAUAAAUGCUCAUGACAAGCAUUACCUCCUUCCCAAGUUAUGUAUUUUAACUAGUCCCUUGCAAUUUUUAAAUACAAAUGAAAAUUUUUGGUACCAAUAAAUCAUAAAGUAGAAGUAGAAUAAAUAUAUUGUUUCUGAAUGCCAAUUUUACUACGACUACAGAGAAUCUAACAACAAUGAAAUCAAAUAUUUGGACAAAAAUAAAAUAAACCUAGUUCAGGGUAUUUUGUCCCACUGGCAUGAAUAAAUAUAUAUAGCAGAAAACAAAUGCCUUCAAUUGUGUUGAAGUAUUGACUUUAUCCAU
Messenger RNA from Rhopilema esculentum, 1684 nucleotides. Its product is annotated as cytochrome c oxidase assembly protein COX18, mitochondrial. Lineage: Eukaryota; Metazoa; Cnidaria; Scyphozoa; Rhizostomeae; Rhizostomatidae. Gene Ontology annotation, cellular component: mitochondrial inner membrane. The record is from RefSeq and is a predicted model, not a curated record. Gene Ontology annotation, molecular function: membrane insertase activity. Gene Ontology annotation, biological process: mitochondrial respiratory chain complex IV assembly; protein insertion into mitochondrial inner membrane from matrix.